AUGUUCGGAGGAGCACCGCCACCACCCAGCAUCGCCGAGGUCAGGCAGCAAGAGGCUAUGGCCAAGAGUGCUAUCCAGUUCACGGCUGCGACAUGUUUCCUGCUCUACCUCUCUCCGUUCGCGGUUGAGUACGUUCAGAAGCUUCUUUAG
Molecule: messenger RNA, 150 nt
Organism: Tricharina praecox
Lineage: Eukaryota; Fungi; Ascomycota; Pezizomycetes; Pezizales; Pyronemataceae
Exons: 3
Coding region: 1-150 (49 amino acids)
Source: RefSeq, a predicted model, not a curated record